Lotus japonicus is the source of this 3302-nucleotide messenger RNA. RefSeq lists its product as uncharacterized. NCBI's taxonomy places the organism in Eukaryota, Viridiplantae, Streptophyta, Magnoliopsida, Fabales, Fabaceae. The transcript is spliced from 3 exons. The coding region runs from base 470 to 2632 and encodes 720 amino acids. The record is from RefSeq and is a predicted model, not a curated record.
AACAUAGAAAGAAAAGAAAAGAAAAGAAAACAGUAUGAUUUUGCUUUGAAGAACAUGGCUUGUUGGUAGGGACCUCACAUCAUAUGCAUGAGCACACCACCCUUCUUGUCUCUUCUCUCUCUCUCCUGUUUCUCUCGUGUGAGAGAGAUUUCAUUGUUGUUGUUGUUGUUGAUGUUCCUCUCUGUUUCAACAUCACUUUUUGUCACCAUUGAAACAAGCUUUGUUGCUAUUCUACUUCAAUCAGUUUUCAACACUGUUUUUCUUUGCUUGUUCUGGAUUGGAAAUUUGAGUUAACUAUACACAUGGGUUUGGACUUUAAUCAAAUGGGUCGGUUGAAUAAGUUAUUCUUCUGCAGUCUGUAUGCUCAAGUUUGGAAAUUUAUGAUUCUGCAUUGAACACUGCUUAUUAGGUUUCUCUCUUUUUCUUCAGCUUGCUAAUCCAAGAUCUACUCCAGCCUUUGGAUUAAUCAAUGGGAAGACAAGAGUUGGAGUUGGAUCUCAAUGACAAGUCUGCAAAGGUUCUGAGUCCCAAUACUGUUCUUCCAUCUCAUCAGUAUUGUGUGAAUGCGAAGAAGAGAUCUAAAAAGGGAAAACCCCCACGGAACGGUGAGUUUUUUACCCUCAAGGAGGACUUUGCGGAGAUUCAAUUUGCUCGCUUCCGCAGUGCUUCAUGCAAGAGCCUUCUUUCUAGACCUAAUGGACUGGAAGUUGAUGUAGAGACGAGGCGGGGCUCCGUGUAUCAGAGUUCAGAGGAAGUAAAAUUUAUAAGGAAAAUGGGCACCAUGGUAGGGGGAAGGAAAAAAAUAGAAUUUUCAAGUAGGGGUGAAACCUCUUUCUCAGGCAGCAUUGUUGAUUCUUUAUGUGGUUCAGAUGAUGAAGGUUCCAGGAAGAGAUCUUCUGAGAUAUCUCAUGAUUCAAAUUUGAGUUCCGCAAAUGGCUUUAUUGAACUUUGCAUACAUUCAGAUGUUAAGAAAAGAAACUCUACUGCAGUGGAAAGGAGAGAUUCUAUCAAUUUGAUGUCCAGAAGUGAUAAAGUUUCUGAUUCUCUAAUUAGUGGCAAUUCUCUUCUUGAAAAAUACAAAGUCCACUCAUUGCAAAAGUCAGUGUCUGCUAAGGUGAAAGUCUCUCACUUACUAUCUCCAUCGGAAAGUGAUUCCUCAUCAAAAGCAAGUCCAAACGUUCAAUCUUCACCUAUUAGGAAAAGGAUGAAUCAUUUCACAAAGUCACAAUCUUUGAGAAGUCCAAUGAGCCAUGUGCAGGAAACUUCAAAUGAGGCAGCAAACAUUGCAAGAAACAGGUCUUAUCAGAAAUAUUUGCUGAAUGAGUUAUCCAACAAAGGAAAUCAUUCCGACAUUAUUUCUGAGUUUAUCAACAGAGAAAUCCAGUAUUCGGGUAUAGCAUCUUCACCGGUUCACCUGCAUUGUAAUCUCAAGAUGGAAAACAAACAUGGAAUGCCUUUUUUUGAGUUCAAGGUCAAAUGCCCUGAAGAUGUGUUUGUGGCCAAGACAUGGAGAGUAGGUAAUGCUUUUAAUUGGGUAUAUACAUUUCACUCCAUUGAUACUAGAAAGAAGAGCAAUGCCACUGGGUUGGAGUCUCAUGAUUUUGUCAAAGAUUCCUCAAUAGUAGCACAGAUGCUAGUUUCCUGUAAUCUAUGUUCUAAACAAGAAGACACAGCAUUUGACAACACUAUGGUGACAGAGUUUGUGUUGUAUGAUCUCACACACUCAAGACAUAGCGUUUCGUCUGGAAAAAAGUCUUUCUGUGAACAAGAUGCUUCAAAAACUCCAAAAGCUUCCCCUGUUAGAUUGAAGGAAGAAACAUUCAGGCUGGAUGAAGAGAAACAAUCAAUCAGAAACAAACCUCUAUCAAGCCAUGUUGAUUCAAAUUGUUAUCCUUUGUUACCCACCGAAUCCAAUUCAAACCUUGAAGUUGCUGCCAUUGUCCUGCAAAUUCCAUUUUCAAAGAGAGAGAGCUUGAAGUACAAGAGAGGGGAUAGAGUAAGUCCUAAAGAAUACUCCAACAUAAGCAAUCUUUCUGCAUCAGUAGAUCAGAGUAGAAAGAGUAUUCAUGAGAGCAAAGAUCAGGAACAAGUGAAGGUGGUAAUACCAACUGGCAGCCAUGGUUUGCCGAAUGUUGAAGGCCGGGGUCCCUCAUCGUUACUUGAUCGAUUGAGACAUGGCGGAGGUUGUGAUUGUGGUGGCUGGGACAUGGCCUGUCCCCUUAUUCUUUUGGGCAAUCCUAGUAUACGAUUUGCGGAAGACCAGCCACUUAUGAAGGAAUAUCAACCACUCGAACUUUUCGUCCAGGGAGCGAAAGAAAGUAGUCCUACCUUCCGCAUGACAAUAGUUGAAGAGGGGCAUUAUGCUGUUGAUUUUCAUGCACAGUUAUCCACACUACAAGCAUUCUCCAUCUGCAUUGCCAUUUUGCAUGGCACUUCAGCCUUCAACAGUGCAGGGCACAAGGAAAACCAGAAGUUAUCUCAAUGCAGUUCUUUGAAAAUGCUCAUCGAGGAGGAAGGGGAGCUUCUUUUCAAAUCGGUCACUGCUGAGAAAAAGUCUGAGUGCAAUACCCCAAAAAGAAUUCCUCGAUCCUAUAUGUUAAACCCACCUUUUUCUCCUAUUGCACGAGUAUAAAGUGCAGGCUUGAGCAAUAACAUGUUGGGAAAUCCUUCUAGGUGAGGAGCUUAUGUCUCUUUGAGUAGCUUAUGCUUAUCAGAAUUGAUUCUGAGAAAAAAGAAGCUGAUCCAAAUAGGCUACAACCUCCUAGGAUAUGGAGUUAUGGUGAUCAAAUAGAAAAUAUAAUAUAUACUCUCUAAUCUUUCUCCCAGCUGAAGCCUUUAAAUUAAGGCAUUGCUGGUUAGAGAAAGAAACCCACUAUGCUUGCGGAGAUGAAUCGAUGCAACAGCAACAAGGUAGAACUGUAGAAGAGGUUCUAAGUGAGGGUGGGAUUCACAUGAAGAUGAAGUUUUGUUUGCUAGGGGCACAAUGCUGAAGCUGUGAAGCACCCUCAGCAUCCUGAGGGAAAAUGUGAAGGGGUUGCUUGCUGAUAGGGAUAGCAAUUUAGAGGUGUCAGAAGCAUUCUUUGUAAUAAGUUCUUUUAUUCCAGUUUCUGGAAGUACAUGGGAUAGAAACAAAAUAUUGUCCAUAUUGUAAUGGGAUUAGGUUGAGGGAAGGGAAAAAAAGUUCCUUUACACUUAGUAGGAGAUAGCAUAGCCAUCCUUUCUCUUCCUGUUUAUACCUAUUAAGAUUAUGAUAUGAUAAAUUGUGGGAAGUGGAUUGGAAUAAAUCCAUAUUGUUGGCCUCU